Monosiga brevicollis MX1 is the source of this 2697-nucleotide messenger RNA. RefSeq lists its product as uncharacterized. Lineage: Eukaryota; Choanoflagellata; Craspedida; Salpingoecidae. The record is from RefSeq and is a predicted model, not a curated record. The coding region runs from base 1 to 2697 and encodes 898 amino acids. The transcript has 6 exons.
AUGCCCGAACCGUACAACGCAGCUGCUACACUCUACCCCUUCUUCCCUCCCCCAACACACGCACGCACACAUGCACACUCACUCACUCACUCACGGACGGCCUCGUCUCUCUCUCUCUCUCUCUCUCUCUCUCUCUCUCUCUCUCUCUCUCUCUCUCUCUCUCUCUCUCUCUCUCUCUCUCUCUCUCUCUCUUCUUUCUUGCAACACGCGACUGAGGUGGCUCAAAACAUUCAAAUGAGCAUGAUAUGCGACCCUUGCCGCCAAAAUUUAAAUAUCAUAAGUGUGCUGAGAAUUGGUCGGCUUAGCUUGUGUGCGCCUCAGAGAAGGGUCGGCGCUUUGCCCCUUUUUUUUUCCUCCCCUUCAAACCAAAAGGCGCUGCAGCAGGCACACCUGUGCCCCAUUGACGAAAACCACCGCACCAUGGAUCUCACGGCCUCGCCAGAUCUUGGCGGCUUUGGCCAAAACCUUCAAGGUAUCAUUGAUGCCAGCAUCUUCAGCUCCCCGGUCCUCAAAGAGCGAGCUGCGCCCGCCUCCACCACAACAACACCCGCUACAACUGGCCGACGACCUUUAGCCGCUCGCAAUGGAGGCAUGAGCAGCAAAAGCAGUCGCCCCAAGUCAGCGGUCAAGCCCCCCGUGCGCUCGGCCCGCAAGCCAGCCAGCGCUCCGGCACCACCCAAGAGCACGUCAGAGCCAACCAAGCGUGCCGUGCCACCUCGCAAGCCCCCACGCCGCAGCAGUGGCGCCUCCUCCACCAGCUUGGGCUCCCCCAACUCGGACGAGCUUCGCUACAACGAGACGGUUGGCGUGACUGCGGACAACGUCUUUACCCCUGCCCCCAGCCGCGAGCACCUUUUCCGCCGCGCCUCGGGCAGCCUCGUGCAACCCCGCCUCGACCUCUCUGCGGCCGAAGAGGAUGAAAUGCCCCAGCCGGAAGAAUCAGCAUCCCCAGCACCCUCUCAAAAGUCAUGGCAUGCAAACCAAACCCCGGAGCCGUCCCGUGCCGUGGGAGCACAGCCCAAGGUGGCGUCGCCGCCAGCCGCCACUCACCCCUUUACGGCAGACCUUAGUAUCAUCAUGGAAAGCGACCAUGAGGCUUCCUUUCAAGAGAACGAGGCCACAGCCCAGCUGUCCGGCUUGCCUGGGCCAUCAAGCACGCCAGGGAGUCUCCAGCAAGACGUGCGGGAGUUGGACGAGGCCGAGUCGUCGACGGACGAUGUGCCCGAGAACAAUAUGGCUGACGACGUGGUCAGCCAAAGCAAACGCUCCAGCCCGUUCACAGCACCCAACACGCCCGUCGCCAAUGGCCCCAAUGUUAUCAAAAUGCAGUCACCUGCGCUGGCCCCGAAGGCCAACGACAGCCCACACCGCUCAGCUUCGGUGCAGGCCAGCGACAAAGAGAACCUGCCAACACCGCCGCCAAGUACUUCGUAUGCUGGACCGAUGACCGCAGGCUCGUAUCAGCAGGCACGCCAACAUCAGCAGCCCGAUCAAGACGUCUCUGUGCAACGGGAUCAACAACAAGCCCGCACCCUUCUUCUACGCGUUCGAGAAAAAUUUGCCACGGAAGGCUCGCCUUUAUCCCGGUCCCGCUCGGCCGCCGUCGCGGCUGCUCGUGGCCGCGACAAGACUGGGAGCAUCUUUGACUUUCACCAGUUACGCCAGCGCUUCGAGUCUGGGCGGCCCAGUACAGCGUCGCCCACCAGCCAGCGCAACAAGGCACGCACGGCUUCGGAGAAGAGCUCGGGUAGCGUGCGCAGUCGCCAAGGGGCUGAUCUCCGCCGUCACGUGCUAGAAUCGCGUCAGGGCUCGCAAACCGAUGAUGCCGAUAAGACUGGCACGGAUGAGGCAAGCCCCGCGCGUCAUGGCACCUUGUCGAUUGUGGACGUGGACUCGGAGAGUAGCGUCUCCAGCUACACGUCAAGUCUGAGCAGCCCAAGUCUGAGCGACGAAAGCGUGCCGCCCACCACGGAGGCUGCUGAAGAGCAAUACCUCUUGAGCGUGGCACACACCCGUCUGCUGAAUACGCAACUGCGUGAUCACCUGGCCUUGACGCGCAUGGGCGGCAAGCGCCUCGAUGAGAUUGCAGAAUUCAAUGUGGAUGAUGCUGCCGUCAGCACCCGCCACAUGGUCGACCGCAACACUCUGCGCGAUGAGCUUCGCAAUUUGACUCAGGAACGCGAUGCUUUGCGUGCCCAGUCUGAGAGCUUGGUCAAGGAGAAGCUGCUCCUUCGCGAACAGCUCCACCACCACCGCAGCAAGGUGGAUGCCCGCCAAGACGCCCUCCGAGCAGAAAAUCGUCGCUUGCGCACGCAGCUGCAGAGCAUGGCCAUGGAAACCACCUUGGAGCACUCCAUCUCCUUGUGUGAGCCCAACGUGAGCGAUGCACAGCUGCAGGAGCUGCAGCGAACGUUUGACGAGUAUAAACAACAUCAACAGCAAAUCUUGAUGAGCCUGACCAGCGAUAAUGAGCAGCUCCUUCACGACAAAGAGAGUCUUGAGAAUAAGAUGGAAGCAAUGCAAAUGGAAUGGACAGCCCGCGAGGCGCACUUUGGCGAUGUCAUGGCCAAGGUGUCCAGUUUCAAGUUUGAAAUUACCGAGACUCUGCGCAAGGUGAGCUCUGAUCUGAAAGUCUUCCAAGCUAAGUUGUUUGGCUCCAUGGUGUCAGCUUUUGCGUCUGUGUUUGAUGUUGGCUGA